AUGGCCAGCCCCGAGGGCGCCAGCCUCCACCCAGGGAACCAGGCCACCCGCCCGCCUGCCGGGCUCAUCUUCUCCCCUGAGCUGGGGCCGUCACCCGUCGGCGGCUUGUGCACGAACAUGGGACAUCUCAGCUGUGUGGAGAGGUGGUCCCCGGGAGCCCUGGCUCAGCCCCCAGGCCUGCAGCAGCAGCAGCAGCGAGGGCAGAGCAAGCGCCUGCGAGGAGCCAGCCAGGGACCAGGGGAAGGAAGUGCCAAGGGCAGCUCUGGCCUCUCUCCUGCUCCAGCCCCUGGGACGGACGGCAAGAUCCUGACCGGGGAUUUUUCCAGGCCCUGCUCUCUGCCGCUGGAGGAUGGCCAGCACCGGGAUCUGCGUUACGUCAGCCCCGCCACAGUGGCUUCCCUGCUGUGCGGCCAGCUGGCUGGGGUGGUGGAGGAGUACGUGGUGGUGGACUGUCGCUAUCCCUAUGAAUACGCUGGGGGACACAUAAAGGGCGCCCUGAAUCUGUACCGAGAAGAGCAGCUGGCGAGGUGGUUCCUGCCGGAUCCCUUGGGCACGACCCCGUGCCCCCGCAGCAGUGUCCUGAUCUUCCACUGCGAGUUCUCCUCUGAGAGAGGCCCCCGACUGUGCCGCAGCCUGAGGAGAAUGGACCGAGAUGCCAAUCGGUACCCAGAGCUCUGGUACCCAGAGCUGUAUGUGCUACGUGGCGGCUACAAGGAGUUUUACCAGCAUUUCCAGGAUCUCUGCGAGCCCCAGGGCUAUGUCCACAUGCGACACAAGGACUUCCGAGCCGAGCUUAGGAACUACCAGCGGAGGAAACAGCCUUGGAGCCUGCGCAGGAUCCGCAAAGAGCUUUUCAAGCCCCUGUCCCCAGGGACUCCCUUCCCAGAGCCCAUCCCUGACUCACAGCGAGGGACCCACUAGCCCCACUCCUUGCCUCUGAAAUGGAGCUGCCCCUUUCCCAUUUGGCAAGUCAGACCUUCCCCUGCUGGCUGCCUCUGGAGCUCCAGCAUCCCAGCUGUAAUUUAAAUCUCUAGCCUUUAUGGCUGCAAAGAAAACCUUCAAAAUGUGGCUCUGUGAAUGAACCUGAUGCAGUGACGUCUUCCCGAGUCUGCAGGCAGCCUGAAAUGAUAGCUCUGUGAGGUUGAACUGCUCCAUUCAGCUCGCUGGAUGUUGACUUGAUGUCAGCGUUGUUCACGUUUUCAUUUCGGACCCAGAGACACAGGACAGAGGAAGAGCCGUAAUUUCAUGGAGACCUGCACAAUUUGCCUUUAUUGGUGUCACAUUUUCGUGCCUCAAAAGG
Mauremys reevesii (Reeves's turtle) is the source of this 1300-nucleotide messenger RNA. Its product is annotated as M-phase inducer phosphatase 3-like. The record is from RefSeq and is a predicted model, not a curated record. Bases 1 to 921 code for a protein of 306 amino acids. Gene Ontology annotation, molecular function: protein tyrosine phosphatase activity. Lineage: Eukaryota; Metazoa; Chordata; Testudines; Geoemydidae. The transcript has 9 exons. Gene Ontology annotation, cellular component: cytoplasm; nucleus. Gene Ontology annotation, biological process: protein dephosphorylation; positive regulation of G2/MI transition of meiotic cell cycle; positive regulation of G2/M transition of mitotic cell cycle.